UCACCGGAAAAUCGAUAAAAAUCCACAAAUGAUCGAGCUAAAAGGCGAAAAAAUUGUUCCUGACAUCGUUCAUGAGUACACCCCGAAGAUCCGGAAUGGAAAUAUCCCCAUUGUGAUCGAUAAUGGAAGCUACCAAUGUCGCGUUGGAUGGGCUUGUAACAAGGAACCAUCGUUAACUUUUCGUAAUUUAAUCGCCAAACCACGUAAGGAACGGAAUAAAAAAGACGAAACAGGCACCGCAAACCAACCGCCGGUCCAAAUUGGCAACGAAAUUGUCAAUAUUGAAGCUUUGCGAUUCCAACUGAAGAGCCAAUUCGAUCGAAAUGUCGUCACACAUUACCAGAUUCAAGAACAAAUCUUCGAUUACACGUUUAAACAUCUCGGCAUUACAACUUCAGGCGUCGCACAUCCAAUUGUCAUGACCGAAUGCUUUGGAAAUCCGAAUAGUUGUCGAGCGUUGAUGUCGGAAUUGUUGUUUGAAUGCUAUGGGGUCCCUUCUGUGGCUUAUGGCGUCGAUGGAUUGUUCAGUUACAAGUUUAGUAAUGCGGCGCGAGAUGGUUUAAUCGUCAAUAUUGGCUACAAUACGACCCAUGUCAUUCCCGUGCUCAAUCACAAAGUCAUCGGAGUGAAUGCGCGACGCAUAAAUAUCGGCGGAUGUCACAUGAUAAAUUAUUUGCAUCGAUUAUUGCAGCUAAAAUACCCCGUUCACGUGAAUGCCAUCACCAUUAGUCGUGUUGAAGAGCUUUUGCAUGAACAUUGCUCCAUCGCGUAUGACUACAUGGAAGAGCUGAAGAAAUGGAGUAACCUCGAUUACUACGAAAAAUAUGUGAAAAUCAUCCAAUUACCCUAUACGGUGCCCGUAGCAGCUCCCGUGAUGAGUGCCGAGCAAAAAUUAGAGAAGAAACGGGAGUUGGCAAAGCGUCUCGUGGAGAUGAAUGCCCGAAAACGCGAAGAAAAAUUACUUGAGGACGAAGAAACGUUGCAAAAACUGAUUUUAAUCCGUGACAUGUACUUCAACAAGGACGAAGGUGACUUCGAAGAUGCUCUUAAACAAGCAGAAAUCGCCAGUUACGAGGAACUCGAGAAACAAAUCACGCAAAUAAGCAACCGCAUCGAACGAGUGAAGCAAAAAAUGGCCCAAGCUGAGAGCGGGAACCAAACUCCCGAAGAAAAACCCAUCGUAGUACCCCAACCGCCGCCAAAUUUGAGCAUGGAAGCAUGGUUAACGGACAUCAAACGCAAAAGAACGUUGCUCAUGGAGAAAAAAGCUGCCAAACGACAACGGAAACAAGAUUUAGCAAAGCGUCGAACUGCCGCCGCACAAGAACGCAUGCGAAUAAUCUCACAAUUGGCAAAAAAAGAAAAAGGCACCGACGAUUUCGGAAGUCGCGACGAAGAUUGGGACAUUUACAAGACGAUAAGUCGCGAGGGUGGCGACAGCGAUAGCGAAUUGGAGAACGAAAAGCUCAUGGAAUACGAGGAAGUGUUGCGACAUCACGAACCGGAGAUGUUCGAAUCGCAAAUUACGGAAGGAAAUGCCGCGGAAUUGAAUCAGCUCCAUGUCGGCGUCGAAGCGAUUCGAGCUCCCGAACUUUUGUUUCAGCCAUCGAUGAUCGGAUGCCAGGAAGCAGGAUUAGCGGAAAUUAUUGAUUUUGUGUUGAAAAUGUUCAGUCCGGAGGAUCAAUUGAAGUUGGCGAACAAUGUUUUCUUAACGGGAGGUGCUUCAAAGUUUCCCGGGCUGCGUGAAAGACUCGAUCGGGAGUUGUUGGAAAUGCGUCCCUUUGAGACGUCGCACAAAAUUACCUUCGCUAAGAGUGCGUCGAUGGAUGGAUGGUAUGGCGCCCGUGAAUUCGCGAAUAACUCGAAGGAAUUGAAAAAAGCGUUACUCACAAAAGCGGAAUACGAAGAGAAAGGCGGUGAAUAUUUCAAGGAAUUUUUCUGUUCAAAUCAGUAUUUUUCGACGCCAAUCGCACAACCGCCAACGGAAUAAAAAAUUUAAUUUUUAUCAUGAAACUCUAUUUUUUUUCUUAUAUUUUAUAUACAAUAACUCUCUCUCUCUUUGUCUCUAAAGUACCUAAAUUUUUUAUAUUUUUUUAUUUUUUAUUUCUUGUACGCCUCAGUAUUACUCAUUUUUCGUGGAAAAGUCAAUAAUUUCCACUAAACACCGUCCAAA
Messenger RNA from Culicoides brevitarsis, 2173 nucleotides. RefSeq names its product actin-related protein 5 (gene Arp5). Gene Ontology annotation, cellular component: cytoplasm; Ino80 complex. The coding region runs from base 29 to 1990 and encodes 653 amino acids. The transcript is spliced from 3 exons. NCBI's taxonomy places the organism in Eukaryota, Metazoa, Arthropoda, Insecta, Diptera, Ceratopogonidae. Gene Ontology annotation, biological process: regulation of DNA-templated transcription. The record is from RefSeq and is a predicted model, not a curated record.